AUGGAUGAACGGUCAGUCUGUAGUCUACUGCCGGGUUCUACAAGUCACCAUCGGGCCACCAUAGCAAUCGCAGGGCGUCACGCUGAUCCUAUGGUCAUUGAACUCAUUAUCAUACAUCCUUUGGAGAGCUUGUUCGAUCGAAUCGUUGUUAGCGGUGGNCCCGAACAUGGUGCGGGAAGCAUAUUGUUCCCUCCUGCCGCCCAGUCUCUGGUCCAAGACCCAGCGUGCUUCGGGCACGUCACUCGACUUCGGGAGAGUUGGCUUCUUCGAAACACAAGUCUCCAAAACAAACGUCACGUUUGCUUGAUCGGCGGACGUCACCUUGGUGCCGUUCACCCUGCUGAUCGUCAGGGAGGAAAGUCGGGUUGUGAUGCUGUGGUUUACGACGGAGCGUUUGGUGAUCAACGUGGUAUCGGAUCCGUUGUUGAUGAACGCUAUCGCCUUCACCAACCCCCAGGUUGUUAA
Molecule: messenger RNA, 465 nt
Organism: Echinostoma caproni
Lineage: Eukaryota; Metazoa; Platyhelminthes; Trematoda; Plagiorchiida; Echinostomatidae
Source: the annotation of a GenBank genome assembly